Aspergillus ibericus CBS 121593 is the source of this 1611-nucleotide messenger RNA. RefSeq lists its product as uncharacterized. The transcript has a single exon. The record is from RefSeq and is a predicted model, not a curated record. Lineage: Eukaryota; Fungi; Ascomycota; Eurotiomycetes; Eurotiales; Aspergillaceae. The coding region runs from base 140 to 1351 and encodes 403 amino acids. Gene Ontology annotation, cellular component: nucleoplasm; ribonuclease H2 complex. Gene Ontology annotation, biological process: ribonucleotide metabolic process; RNA catabolic process.
GCGAAACUCACUUUAUCCCUUGACAUGAGACCCCGGUAACGAUUCAUACACCUCGAGCUUCGCCAAUUGACCCCAAUGACCUGCCUAUAAUCAACCACUCAACCCUCCAGCACCACCAUCCACCUCUCCUCCCAUCACAAUGCGAACCCGCCGCUCAGCCGCUCCCUCGGAGCAACCCGAACCCCAAUCCAGCUCCGAACAGACCUCAACACCAGCACGAGCACCAACCCAAACCACACCCCUCAAGACCUUCAUCCUCCCCUCCUCCGCCAGCUCCGACGCCCGCUUCCUCACCCUCCCCAACCCCCGAACCAACGCACCAACACGCUACUUCUUCAGCCCCAACCUCGGCGUCUACGAAUUCACCGUAAUCGCCUCCCCACCCCACACCCCCCGAAGCACACUCUUCGCACCCACCAAACCCAACACAAAUCCACAAGCCCACAUCUCCAAAAAAGCCGAACUCCUCGUCGCCACCCCCAUUGACAUCCUCUUCUUCCUCGUCCCCCUCCUCUCCGCACCCCAGAAAACCAAAACCCUAUUCCAACCCCUCGACGACAUCAUCGACUCGCAGGACGAGCUCCCCGCCCACUUCCGCCAUGUCCUCUACGAUGACACCUUCCGCGCGACGCUCCAUGACCGCACCGCUGCUAUUUGCGACUUCGUCGAAGCUGGCGAUGAGAAGAUGUUCCGGUUUAAUGAGAUGAAAUUGCUCACGGAGCUGGUUUCGAAGGCGGAUAGGAUGGUUUCGAUGGGCUUGCCGCCGAGUUUGGAGGAGCGGUUUGUGAAACAGGCGCUUGCGACGCCGUUGAUGGCGGUGAAGAGGGAGGAUGUUGCUGCUGGGGGCGAGAAUAAGGAGAAUGAGGCUGAGGGUGAGGCCGAGCUGGAGAAAAAGAAGGCCGCGGACGAGUCUACGACGACGGAGCAAGUUCCUGAGGGAUUAACCGCGCCGGAUGGCGUUGCGGAUCUAUUGAGGAUAUCUACGGCGUUGGCGUUUAUGAAGGAAUGUUAUCUGUCGAAGGAGAUGAGUGCCCGGAUGGAUGAAUUGCUGGCUGCGCCGGAGACUCCGAGGGAUUUUAAGCCGAUGCGGGAUCACUUGGAUGUUGUGGCGAAGUUGCGCGCGGAGGCGCUCGCGUCUCGCUCGCUAGGGGAUUUCAGCCGGAAGCGGAGUGCGGAGGAUCAGGAGGCGGCUGAAACGCGAGCGGAGAAGAAGCGGAGGCAGGAAGAAGAGGAGAAGAAGAAGAAGGCGGGCGAGUCGAGGGGAGUGCGCGACUUGAAGAAGGUGAAUACGACGGGCAUGAAGAAGAUGAGUGAUUUCUUUGGGAAGGCGGCUGUGAAGAAGAAGACUUAGAGUUACUGCGGUUUUGCGUUGGGAUGCGCGGAUACUGUUGCAGCAUUGGUCGCUGCCAGUCCCGAUGGCUGGCGAAUUUUGGGUCUGCAGACGCUGUUGGGUCUCGACUAGAGCUGACCCUGUAUGGACGGGCAUCGGUCCGGGAAUACUGCACCUCUUAAAGGCAAGUUAAAGGCAAUUGGCGUGGCACCCAAGCCUUUUGCUACCAGGAGUCCAGUGAUGGACAUGAUGGCUGUAGACGUUACUGCCUUCAUGCUUAU